Molecule: messenger RNA, 2724 nt
Organism: Knipowitschia caucasica
Lineage: Eukaryota; Metazoa; Chordata; Actinopteri; Gobiiformes; Gobiidae
Source: the annotation of a GenBank genome assembly
AUGGAGCGAGGAGAGGAGGACGGCCGGGAGAGCACAUCCCAACAGAAUACAAUAUGGAAGCAGUUUCAAGCCAAAGCCAAACCCCUGCUCAGCCCCAAACUGGGAAGAAGGGAGUCCGAGGACAAGAAGGAGCGAGGUAUGCGGAUGUUCAAGAAGAUCAAAUGGAAGCAGAGCACUGCCUUGGACCGGGUGAUCUCCUCCUCUCAGCCAGACCUGCUCUUUUCGGACACGGAUCUAGAUGCAGCUCAUCCCUGCCCAAAGCGCCCCUCCAGCCCACUACACAAGCCCACAGUGGCACAGCUGGUGUUCUGCCACCACAAGAGCUCGUCCCUGGGCUCUUCGUGCAUGGACGGACUGGCCGAGCCCCCGAGUGCAGAGGGUCAGAGUGAUGCAGCUGCAGAACCACUGGACAGUCAGUCUGACGGCACACAGGCCUCAGUGGCAGAGUCCCAUAAGGCUUUCCGUGGCUUACUCCGAUGCGCCUCGGCUGACGAGACCUUCUCUGUGGUCUCGAGAUGUGGACGCCUGCUGUCGGGGGUGGGAGCUGCCAGCGGAGCGGGAGCCGGGAGCACCCAGGAUCGAGCCUCCGCCGCUGGGAUGUACAAGCUGGAGGUGGAGCUGAAGAGCGGUCACAACCUGGCCAUUCGGGACAGAGGAGGCACCAGCGAUCCUUAUGUGAAGUUCAAGCUCGGAGGGAGAGAAGUGUUCAAGAGCAAAACUAUCCACAAGAAUCUGAACCCAGUGUGGGACGAGAAGGCCACGUUGCUCCUGGACACGUUAUCAGAGCCUUUGUACAUCAAGGUUUUUGACUAUGACUUUGGCCUUCAAGACGACUUCAUGGGCUCUGCGUACCUGUACCUGGAGUCCCUCGAGCAGCAAAGGAAGCUCCCAGUGACGCUGCACCUGAAGGACCCUCAGCUCCCGGAUGAAGACCUGGGAAGCCUGGAGCUCUACGUCACCCUCACCCCCAAGUACAGCCCCCUGGAGGAGCGCCGUGACUCUAUGCAACUUGAGCUAAAGACGUAUCGGUGGAAACCAUAUGUGAAUAAAACAAUGCUGCUGAGGAGAUCCUGGAAGCGCUCCACAAAGCAGCAGUCCACGCGUCUGGCCGAGCUGCACAGAAAGUCUCAGCUGUGGAGAGGGAUUGUCAGCAUCACACUCAUCGAAGGACGAAAUCUCACUCCCAUGGACCCCAACGGCCUGAGUGACCCGUACGCCAGGUUCAGACUGGGACACCAGAAGUACAGGAGCAAGACCAUGCCAAAGACUCUGAACCCGCAGUGGAGGGAGCAGUUCGACCUGCACCUGUACGAAGAGACUGGAGAGGUGUUGGAGAUCACAGUGUGGGACCGGGACACCGGCCGCAGAGACGACUUCAUCGGGCGUUGCCAACUGGACCUGUCCACUCUUGCCAAGGAGCAAACUCAUCAUCAGGAGCUCCCCCUGGAGGAGUGUCGAGGGACUGUGGUCCUGCUGGUCACUCUCACCGCCUCCGCACACGUGUCCAUCGCUGAUCUGUCACUCACCCCUCUGGACGAUCCUCAAGAGCACAGCGACAUACUGCGGCGAUAUGGUUUACUCAAGUCCUUCUCUAAGAUGAAAGACGUGGGACUGGUGCAGGUGAAGGUGACGAGAGCUGAAGGACUCAUGGCUGCAGAUGUCACUGGUAAAAGCGACCCGUUCUGUGUGUUGGAGUUGAAUAAUGACAGAUUACAAACACACACUGUUUACAAGAACCUUAACCCGGAGUGGAACAAAGUCUUCACCUUUAACGUGAAAGACAUCCACUCGGUGCUGGAGGUGACCGUGUUUGACGAAGACAGAGACAGAAGUGCCGACUUUUUGGGGAAAGUGGCCAUCCCGUUGUUACGAGUGCAAAAUGGCGAACAAAAGGGCUAUGCAUUAAAAAACAAACAGUUGACCGGGCCAACCAAAGGACUGCUGUUUUUGGAAAUCGACGUCAUCUACAAUAAAGUGAAAGCAGCGUUUAAGACGGUCGUCCCAGCAGAGCAGAAAUACAUAGAAGAAGAACAGAAAGUUUCAAAGCAGUUGCUGCAGCAGAACUUUAACCGCGUGAAGAGGUGCAUCAUGGUCCUGUUAAGUUACGGGACUUAUAUCAACAGCUGUUUUGAAUGGGAGUCUGCACAGAGGAGCCUAUUUUCCCUUGUGCUUUUUGUGGUGAUAGUGUGGAACUUUGAGCUGUACAUGCUGCCAUUUGCUCUGCUGCUGCUGCUCAUUUGGAAUUACUUCUUCUCCACGAGCAGAGACCCGUCUGACAGCUCAGUAGACGCCAUGUUUGAAUGGGAAGAUGAAGAGGAAGACAGAGACGACAGGGAAUCAGAGCCCAAAGGCUUUAUGGAUAAACUCUAUGCAAUCCAGGAUGUAUUCAUUAGUGUGCAGAAUGCUUUGGAUGAUGUGGCAUCACUUGGAGAGAGGAUAAAAAACACAAUAAACUGGACAGUGCCUUUUCUUUCUUGGUUGGCAAUUACGGCCUUAUGUUUGGCCACAGUUCUUCUCUACCUCAUUCCCCUGAGAUACCUUGUGCUCGCAUGGGGUGUAAAUAAGUUUACAAAGAAGCUUCGGGAUCCGUACAUGAUCGACAACAAUGAGCUUCUUGACUUUCUCUCCAGAGUGCCCUCCGAUGUGCAAGUGAUGCAGUAUCGCGAGUACAAAGUGGAUCCAGGACAAAGCCCCAACAAACGCAAGAGGACAAAUCCCAGCUAA